Molecule: messenger RNA, 1807 nt
Organism: Calypte anna (Anna's hummingbird)
Lineage: Eukaryota; Metazoa; Chordata; Aves; Apodiformes; Trochilidae
Gene: FAM110D
Product: family with sequence similarity 110 member D
Exons: 3
Coding region: 343-1359 (338 amino acids)
Source: RefSeq, a predicted model, not a curated record
AUUCAGUACAAUUGGAGCCUCAGCUUGCUACUGAAAGGAAGAAAACAAACCUCUUUCUCCCUGUGCCAGCACUGUUUCAAGGCUCCGGAGGCUCUGGGCUCAGUUUGCUACUGGCAGCCAGAGGGGCAGGAGCUGAGAGACUGGAGUAUCCCUGCAUCCCAUAUCCCAUCCCUGCAUCUCAUCCCUGCGUCCCAUCCCUGCGUGGGCUCAGGGACGAAUCCAGGAGCCGAGCAGAGCUUUGGGCGUAUUCCCGGCCACAGCACCAGACACCCCCCCGGGAGGAGCAGGGUGCCCAGGAGGAGCAGAGUGCCCAGGAGGGGCCAUUUCGGGGCUGAGGGGGUGAUGGUGCCUCUGGGCAGCCCCUCUCUCGCUGUCUGUGCCUCCAGCAACCUGCGCCUCGUGGCUCCCGGACGCGGGUCCCCCCUGGCCUGGCUGCACCGGGGUCCUGAGUGCCGGGGGGGCAGCGGGGGGCGGGUGCCCAGCGCCGUGGAGCGGCUGGAGGCCGACAAAGCCAAAUACGUGAAAUCCCAGCAGGUCAUCAACAGCCGGCAGGAGCCGGUGCUGUGGGGCUGCUCGCCCCGGCUCUCCCCCCGCGGCCGGCGCCUCCUCGCCCGUCAGCAGUGUAACGAGUUGUGUCAGGGCUCGGAGCCCCGCAAGCUGCAGUGUCCCCCACAGUCCCCCGUGUCACGCCGGGCUGGUGGCAGACGUCUGCUGAGACCCGACUCCCUCGUCAUCUACCGGCAGAAACGGGACUGCUCGGGAGGGGACAAGGAAAACGCCAAGAGCUCCGGGUUGGUGCGACGCCUCUUCCAGGGAUCCCUCAGAGACAAACCCCCCAGCUCCCCCCCAGCCAGGGGGCUGGGUGAGGGGCCGCCAGUCCCCCCGAGCCCCGAGACCCCCAUGGUGUGGGUGCCUGCGGGGAAGGAGGAGGUGAGGACACCAGGUGCCAGCAGCGGCGGUGGCAGCGGUGGCAUCUUCCCUGUGCCCGGCAGCCCGGUGGCACAGCCCCCCCGAGCCCCCGUCAAGCCGGCGCUGGCUCUGCGGGUCUCCCUGCCGCUAUCGGAGCAGGAGCGGUUCUUCAACUACUGCGGGCUGGACCGGGGGCUGGUGGAGCUGCUGGGGCGGGAGAGGUUCGGACCGGCGGGCUGGGACAACGCCUCGGCUCGGCUUCACGGAUCCUGCGAGUCGGAACCCGGACAGGUCUCAGGGGGCAGCGAAGGGGACACGGGGCCAGGCGAGGAGGAGCCAGACACCCGGCUGGGCUCUGGCGUCUCGGUGGUGGAACGCAACGCCCGUGUCAUCAAGUGGCUCUACGGCUGCCAGAGAGCAUGGGCCACUGCCAAGGAGUCCACUGUCUGAGUGAACGCAGCCUGGCCGGGCACAGGGACACCCGUGUGGGUUCUGCUGGCUGGAUGUGACCCUUUGCCUUCACUGGACAUGGCCUGGGGACUGGUGGCAUCGUUGGUCCUGGUGGCAUUGCCAGUCCUGGUGCCAUGAUCCUGCUGUGGCCUGGAGGACCACCAGGUCUACCUUACCCCCAGAGCCACCAGGUCUACCCAGGGCUGAGAGGGGGGGGGGGGGGGGGUUUACCCCAGGAGCAAGCAGGGAGUUGGGGGCCUCUCCCUGUCCCCAGUACUGGCAGGCUGCUGAGCCCCCACCUUAGCACCUCUUCUCCAUCCUUCCCAUUUCCCACUCAGGCCGCAGCCCCCCUCAGCUGGUCGUGUUCUGAGCUGGUUGUAUGCCUGAGGGGGUGGGCAGAGCAGCCCCCUCCUCCCCAGCAAAGGUGAUGCUGAGGCCAGAGAAGAGC